CGUGUGCAAGCUCUUUUGCUCUUCCUCUAAUUACUUUAUUAAAAAUGGAACACCAAACCGAGAAGGCUUUCCAAAAGCAAGCUGGUAUUUUCCAAAACUCCAAGGACGCCAAGAAGCGUAACCAACGUUGGUUCAAGGAAGUCGGUUAUGGUUUCAAGACCCCCAAGGAAGCCAAGACCGGUACCUACAUCGAUAAGAAGUGUCCCUUCGUCGGUGAAGUCAACAUCCAAGGUCGUAUCCUUACCGGUAUUGUCACCUCCACCAAGAUGAAGCGUACCCUCGUUGUCCGUCGUGAUUAUCUUCAUUACAUUCCCAAGUAUAACCGUUAUGAGAAGCGUCACAAGAACAUCUCUGCUCACGUUUCCCCUGCUUUCGAGUCUGCCGCUAUUGAAGCUGGUGAUCUCGUUACCAUUGGUCAAUGUCGUCCUCUUUCCAAGACCGUUCGUUUCAACGUCCUUAAGGUCUCCAAGGCUAAGAGUGCUUCCAAGUCCUUCUCCAAGUUCUAAAUUUAAUUAUUUAGCAACUUAACUUUUUGUGCUAUAAAAAUUUGAAUAAAAACGAGUUUCUAUAGUUAUUUAA
Messenger RNA from Mucor mucedo, 579 nucleotides. Its product is annotated as 40S ribosomal protein. Gene Ontology annotation, cellular component: cytosolic small ribosomal subunit; ribosome. The transcript has 3 exons. Gene Ontology annotation, molecular function: structural constituent of ribosome. NCBI's taxonomy places the organism in Eukaryota, Fungi, Mucoromycota, Mucoromycetes, Mucorales, Mucoraceae. Bases 45 to 506 code for a protein of 153 amino acids. The record is from RefSeq and is a predicted model, not a curated record. Gene Ontology annotation, biological process: translation.